Molecule: messenger RNA, 1116 nt
Organism: Diorhabda sublineata
Lineage: Eukaryota; Metazoa; Arthropoda; Insecta; Coleoptera; Chrysomelidae
Exons: 3
Coding region: 1-1116 (371 amino acids)
Molecular function (GO): protein binding
Source: RefSeq, a predicted model, not a curated record
AUGUCUUUGGGUCACGCCAAAAUGGACGUCUACUCGAUAGUAGAUCCCGAAACCAAUUUCGUAUACGAUAAAUUAAUCCUGGAUCAUAACAGAAUGUUGGGAGAGAAAACUUUGGAGGAAACCAUCGAAAAUGAUUUGGAAUGGUUCGAAACUUUAGACGACUAUCAACAAAUUAACCUUACCUUAGGAUUGAUAAGGAUAUCAGGAGGAAAUGUUAAAAGAAAUUUGUACAUACCUCUGUACAGGAUCUACAUAAAAUCAAUAUGUGAGUUGCAUUGUAAACAAUUCCCGAAGAGUGGUAAAUCAACGGUUGUACUCGAGGAACCACCACAAGAAAAUUCCCAAAUUUACGAUCCCAAACACCCAGACACCAUCGAAGUGGAAAAACAAAGAAAAAAAUGGUUCGAUUUAAUACAAAAAUAUAAACAAGAAGUUAUGCAAGAAACAAGCAAGAAAAAAAAUAAAGACAAGAAAAAAACGAAGGAAAAGAAAAAGAAAGCUACAAAGUCCAGUAAAAAAGAAAAAGAUAAAGGGAAAGAUCUAAUCCAGCUUCUACCAAUUUGGAUUGUUAAAAAAAUUUUCGGUUACAUCGAUACCAAAAUUCUAGUUAAACUAAAGCAGGUCAACAGUUACUGGGCUUUCGUGAUAUCCGAAUUGAUUAAAGAAAAAAAUGCUAGGCAAAAACUCGAUGCCGCUCUGGAUAAAAUGAAAGCUGCUAUGGACCCAGAAGUUUUCGAAAGAGCCGAACAACAACCCGAAGAACAACAAUCCAAACCUAUUGGAAAAAAAGUUUUCUACGAAUUGGGAGCUAUAGAUAAAAAAAUAGUUCCUAAAAACCUCAAAGGAUUAGUCGACGCUGGUAUAGAUACAGAUGCAGCUAAAGCACGCGUUGAUGAAUAUAAUAUGAUUACGGGAGAAUGGGUGCAUUUUCCAAGGUUCAUAAAGGAAGAUUUGGAAUUGUAUAGAUUUAGACCUGGAUUUUUGCAAGACGUUGGUGUUGAGUUCGACAUUGUGAAUGAAAUUGAAAGGCAAAAAUCCUUUCUCACUUACUCGUUAUCGAAAUCUGUUUGCAGUUUGAAGAUUUCUAUAAAACCUGAGAUGCUAGAUGAAUGGUAA